AUGCAUCGUGAUACUACUACUACGGCGAAAGCCGCAAAGGCCUCUCUUGCAAAUGAUGCGGCCGACAUCGAAAAUGACGUUGAGCUAGAGAACACCGCUGGGAUUCCGCCGGAGAUGAAGCGAAACUUCAGUCUCUGGUCGUUGUUAUUCAUGUGCUGCUGUACUAGUACGACGUGGGAGGCCCUGACCUCUACCAUGAGUCAGGCCCUCAGCUCGGGGGGCAGCUCUAGCAUGGACCGACUCGUCGACUACAAGCUUGUGUGGCGCGAUCCGAUUCCCACCUGGUUGUCUAAGUCCAAUAAGCUUGCCGUUAUGGGCGAUGCAGCCCACUGCCAUCUCCCCACCUCAGCUCAGGGUGCUUGCCAGGCUGUUGAGGAUGCUUUCUGCAUGGCGUCCUGCCUACAAAAUGCCGAGGGCGAUGUGCCGUUGGCCCUCCAGGUCUUUGAGCGUAUUCGUUUCAAUCGAUCGCAUGUGAUUCACAUGUCCUCAAUCAGUAAUCGAGAUGCCGCUCAUUCCACGGACUGGACACCUGAGCUUGCCGCCAAAUUGCCUGACAGUGUGUCUAUCCCCCAUGAUGACUGGAUCAUCGAGUACGAUGUUGCGGAAGAAACCGAGAAGCACUUUUCCCGAAUCGCAGAGGAAGUUAUGAGCGGAAAGCAGGGAACGAUCGAGGAGCUAAGUCUGCCAGCGGGUGGUUCAUUUGCUGUACUCGACGAGAUCAAAAACAGAAAAGACGAGCCAAAGGGACCAAUUUUGGAAACUAUUAAUAAGCAGGAGCAGAAGCAGGCAGCAACUUAA
This is a messenger RNA of Penicillium expansum, 798 nucleotides long. RefSeq names its product Monooxygenase, FAD-binding. NCBI's taxonomy places the organism in Eukaryota, Fungi, Ascomycota, Eurotiomycetes, Eurotiales, Aspergillaceae. Gene Ontology annotation, biological process: secondary metabolite biosynthetic process. The transcript is spliced from 3 exons. The record is from RefSeq and is a predicted model, not a curated record. Bases 1 to 798 code for a protein of 265 amino acids. Gene Ontology annotation, molecular function: monooxygenase activity; FAD binding.